UCUUCUACUUCAAUUGAUUGCUAAUUGCUCUCUCUCUCUCUCUCUUUUCAUUUUUUCAUAACUAUAUAUAAAUAAUCGCAGUUGUCGUUGUAGCUGUAUGUCCUCAAUUAUUACCACUGCAUGCACAUGCUUAUCGCAAUUGAGUUGUUCAGAGGAUAAUAUAUAUAUACACACACACAUAAAAGAGAACAGUAAACCGAUUUCUUCUUCGUGAUUGCUGCUCCUGCUGGUGGUUUCGCUGCUUGGAGGGUUAUAGCCAAUAUUACCAUUGGUUAUAGCCAAUAUUACCAUUGAUGACGUCGUUGCAUUAGGAGUUAUUGGCCAUAUUUAAUUUGGACAAACCUCUCCUGCAGCCCUUGGAAAGAAAAAUGGCUACUGACCUUGUCAACGCUGCAACAAGUGAGAAACUCUCUGAGAUGGAUUGGAUGAAAAACAUUGAAAUUUGCGAGUUAGUUGCAUGUGACCACAGAAAAGCUAGAGAUGUAAUCAAAGCUGUUAAGAAACGCUUGGGAAGCAAAAAUGACAACACCCAACUACUAGCUGUAAUGUUGCUGGAGAUGCUGAUGAACAAUAUUGGAGAACCAGUCCAUAAGCAGGUUAUAGAUGCAGGAGUCCUUCCUGUACUUGUAAAGAUAGUAAAGAAAAAGUCGGAUCUGCCAGCACGAGAGAAAAUAUUUCUUUUGUUAGAUGCUGCGCAGACAUCUGUUGGUGGUGCUUCUGGGAGAUUUCCUCAGUAUUAUUCUGCAUACUAUGAAUUGGUGAGCGCAGGAGUGCAGUUUCCUCAGAGGCCUAAUGUUCAAAAAAGUGAACCUGCAACUUGUGCAAAUAACAACAAUACACCUGACAUAGUACAUGCUGCUGCUCCAUUAGAAAAGAAUGUAGCAAAGGAUGAGCCUCAAAAGAUAUCUGAUUCUAGUAUUCUUCAGAAGGCUGGAGCUGCACUGGAGGUUUUAAGAGAAGUACUUGAUGCUGUUGAUACUAGACAUCCUGAGGGAGCAAAGGAUGAGUUCACUCUUGAUCUUGUGGAACAAUGUUCUUUUCAGAAACAACGUGUCAUGCAUCUAGCCAUGACUUCUCGGGAUGAUAAAGUGGUUUCUCAAUCAAUUGAGCUGAAUGACCAGCUUGACAGAGUUCUCAAAAGGCAUGAUGCACUUAUCUCUGGAAGGCCAACAUCCACAUCAAUUCAUGUUUACCAUGAAGAAACAGAGGAAGAAGAGGAGGCUGAACAGCUUUUCCGCAGGAUUAGAAAAGGAAAAGCCUCUCUUCAGCAUGAAGAUGAAGGCCCUCAAAUUGAUAGGUCACUCUGUCAGCUUGGAUCUUCAGCACGAGCAGAAAUACUUAAUCGCCCGCUUAUACGGCCACUGACUCUGGGACCAAAGCAAGAUUCUAAUGGAAGCAGACCGGCAGUUGCAAUUCCACCACCUCCCGCAAAACAUAUCGAGAGGGAGAAAUUUUUUCAGGAUAACAAGGUGGAUGGUACUGCUCUUGCUAGUCAUGUUAGGGGUCUUUCUUUGCACAGUCGAAAUGCAAGUACUAGUUCUCGCAGUGGCAGUAUGGAUUUUAGUGAUGACAACUGUCAUUGAUCUUGUAUUUCCCAACUUUUGGACUUUGAGGAUGUAUUUCGUGGGCUGGAAGACGCAUGCUUUCAUGGUGGUCUUUAUUGGUUGUUUUCCAAAGGCGUGUAGCAUGCUUUUGUCUGACUGCAUGGAGCAGCUGAAUUUUCCGCGAUAGAUUAGUUCCUUAGGAUAAUUACUCCAAUGUUAAAUUUUCCUUUCUUGUUCUUUUAUAGGAACCAAGUUGUUUGUUAGCUAAUCGUAACGCCAGGGUUUUCAUUGCAGAAUUUUUCUAUGAA
Messenger RNA from Coffea eugenioides, 1852 nucleotides. Its product is annotated as TOM1-like protein 5. NCBI's taxonomy places the organism in Eukaryota, Viridiplantae, Streptophyta, Magnoliopsida, Gentianales, Rubiaceae. The transcript has 11 exons. Gene Ontology annotation, molecular function: ubiquitin binding; phosphatidylinositol binding. The record is from RefSeq and is a predicted model, not a curated record. Gene Ontology annotation, biological process: protein transport to vacuole involved in ubiquitin-dependent protein catabolic process via the multivesicular body sorting pathway. Bases 369 to 1583 code for a protein of 404 amino acids.